This is a messenger RNA of Mesitornis unicolor (brown roatelo), 527 nucleotides long. RefSeq names its product adenylate kinase 4 (gene AK4). The transcript has 4 exons. Gene Ontology annotation, molecular function: nucleoside diphosphate kinase activity; AMP kinase activity; ATP binding. The annotation marks the transcript as partial. NCBI's taxonomy places the organism in Eukaryota, Metazoa, Chordata, Aves, Mesitornithiformes, Mesitornithidae. Gene Ontology annotation, cellular component: cytoplasm. Gene Ontology annotation, biological process: nucleobase-containing compound metabolic process. The record is from RefSeq and is a predicted model, not a curated record.
AAAUGGGAGUCUUGGCAAAGCAGUACCUUGAGUGCGGCCUCCUGGUGCCAGACCACGUCAUCACGCGCGUGAUGAUGGCGGAGCUGGAGAAGCGGCGGGACCAGCACUGGCUCCUUGAUGGUUUCCCUCGGACUCUGGGGCAGGCGGAGGCGCUGGACAGGAUCUGCGAGCUGGACCUGGUGAUCAGUUUGAAUAUCCCCUUCGAGACGUUGAAGGACCGCCUGAGCGCCCGCUGGGUGCACCCCGCCAGCGGGAGGGUGUACAACAUGGAUUUCAACCCCCCCCACAUCCAGGGCGUCGAUGACCUGACGGGAGAGCCGCUGGUCCAGCGCCAGGACGACAGACCCGAGGCUGUCGCUGCCCGGCUCCGAAAAUACAAAGAUGCUGCAAAGCCGGUGAUAGAGCUCUACAAGAGUAGGGGCAUCCUUCACUCCUUUUCGGGGACAGAGACCAACAAGAUCUGGCCCUAUGUGUACGCCCUGCUUUCCAGCAAGAUCCCGCCCAUCCUCUCGGAUGAGGAGAACUGA